Molecule: messenger RNA, 980 nt
Organism: Cuscuta europaea
Lineage: Eukaryota; Viridiplantae; Streptophyta; Magnoliopsida; Solanales; Convolvulaceae
Source: the annotation of a GenBank genome assembly
UUUGACAGGAAAAGAAUCAUGAAUUAUACUCGAUCAACUCAAAAGACAAAUAAGCUUGGCAUCGUUGGGUGAAAAAAAAGUGCUAGAACAUGAACUAUGAACUUAGCGUCUAUGCCUAGAAGUGAGGCAAUAAAAAAUGAAAAGAAAGGUUAAAAUUGUCCGACGGUGGAGAAAAGUGGGUGAGCUAAGUAUUAAACAGGAUGCGCGCAGCACGGCCUUUUGCCUUUUGCCUUUUGCCUUUACUUUCUUGCGAUUAAUAGGGGUCUGGGAGCACAUCUACCAUUUCAUCAACCAUUUCUUAUACGGAGUAAAUUCAAAUAGGGAAGAAGACAAACAUAUCAAAUUCAAAGAUAAAAUAUUGAGACCCAAUUCAUUUCUCUAUCAUCUCCUUUUCUGAAGAUGAGGCCCGGAACAAGGCUCAUCGUUCUCCACCCAUCACUUCACAAACAGGGCCUCUCUGCUCUACCCGCUGCUUCUCACCACAUCCUUGUUCUCGUUUUCGAUGUUUCGUCGCAUUCUUUGAUUCUCUUUGCACUCUUGUUUUCCGGCAAAGAUGCCGUUCCCGGAACCGGAACCGACGCAUCGGCCGCAUCAAGAACUCAGUCUCCCCCAUCUUUGAUUGACGAGCUUCUACACUAUGCGAGUAUCAAGUUGGUGUUCUCCGGAAGGUUACAACUUGUGGUAAUACAGUGUGAUGAAGGUUAUGCAUGAUGAUGAGAGCUGCGUUAGAUCACGUAGUUUAGUAUUUAUAAUCACCUAGUUAUUGUUUAUUUCAGUUUGAGAACAUGUAGACAUUUAAAUUAUUUUUGAAAUUUUCAGUACUUAAAUACUUGGAUUACUUUUGGAUGGUGGUUUAGCCUGUGCAUUCGGUUAUGUGAGAACCGAGUGUGACAGUAACACCCAUUUCCCUAUUAAGACUUCCGCUGCAUCUCUCAUGUUUUCAAAUAAAGUUGAUAAUUCCUUUGAAUAAAUCAUUAUUU